AUGUUCGCCAUGUAUCUCGAUAUCCAGAAGGGAAUGAUAAUGGAAGAUUUGAGCGAAGAGGAGAUCAAGGGUAGGUGGAAGAGCUUUAUUCGAAAAUGGAACCGUGGAGAGCUCGCCGAAGGGUGGUAUGACCCUAGCACACUCGAGAAAGCCCGUCGUAAUGCCCCAGAACAACCCCCAGUAUCCGGCCCUGGACGACGUCGUGAUUCAGCAGAUUAUGAACAAGGUGGCCGAGGGAAAGAUGCGGACACUGGCGAUGCGUCAGAGGCAACAGCCAGGCAGAACGAACGGGAAUUUGAUUCCGAGGACGAGGAGUACGGUCCCAUACUUCCUCAUCAUGAGGUGACAGCCAGGGGUCAAGAUGGCCCGUCCGCUGGACCAACAAUCCCGACAAUACAGGACUUGGAGUUACGAAAAGAGUCCGCCGUAGAGGAUGCCAUCGCGGCUCGCCAGGACGCAAGAAAACAGCUCCGUGCAGAGACACGCUCCCACAAGUCUGAGAUGCGGCAAAUAGAGGAUGAGAUUGCACCCCGCGCGGAGCCUGGAACGCAUGAAAGGCGUAUGGAGAAGCGUCGAGAAGCGGCCGUUGCGAACCGUGCCUUCGCUGAAUCACGGCGAGGUGGCUCACCCAUAGAAGCAGCACCAGACGACGAUCUUAUGGGCUCCGGCGAAAACGAUCUAGAUGCCAUAAAAAAGGCACAGGCUAGUGAGCAACGAAAAAAGAACGAGCGUGAAAUCAGAAGGGAAGAGAUACUCCGAGCUCGAGCAGCGGAGCGGGAAGAGCGACUUCAACAAUAUCGGAAGAAGGAAGACGAGACCAUUGGAUGGCUCAAAACGUUGGCUAAACAACGGUUUGGCUGA
This is a messenger RNA of Aspergillus viridinutans, 861 nucleotides long. RefSeq lists its product as uncharacterized. Lineage: Eukaryota; Fungi; Ascomycota; Eurotiomycetes; Eurotiales; Aspergillaceae. The transcript is spliced from 3 exons. The record is from RefSeq and is a predicted model, not a curated record. The coding region runs from base 1 to 861 and encodes 286 amino acids.